This is a messenger RNA of Galendromus occidentalis (western predatory mite), 1091 nucleotides long. Its product is annotated as tropomyosin-1. The coding region runs from base 254 to 1045 and encodes 263 amino acids. The transcript has 4 exons. NCBI's taxonomy places the organism in Eukaryota, Metazoa, Arthropoda, Arachnida, Mesostigmata, Phytoseiidae. The record is from RefSeq and is a predicted model, not a curated record.
AUUCUGACUCCAUAUCCGGCGUGGCGUUCGCUCUUCGCUCUCGUAUACACGUCGCUGAGAUUCAUUUUGGCCGCUCCUCUUGACCGACAAGUCUCAAAUCCUCCACGUUCAGCAUUGUGUUUUUUCAUGGCUGAGCGUCAUUCGAUGUGGAAUAAGAUUCGGAAGCACCUACACUUCUACCUUAUUCGCAUAUGUCGUAGCGAUCGCUUCCCGGAAAGGCUAGGAACCAACUGGUCAGAAUCCUCGGAGCGGUAUGUUGAUGAUAUUUCUCGGGUGUUCUCGUCACAGACUCACGGUUCUUCAAGAUGAAGUUGAAGAACUCCGUCGAGAAGUUGGGCAAGCCGUUCGGGAGAAAUUAGAAUUCUCCGAGAAGUUAAAUCAGGCCAACGAAGAAAUCGAAAAUCUCAAGGAAGAUGUCACACGGAAACAGGACAAGCUGACGAAGCUGCGCUCUCAACUGGAAGACCUGAAGCUCGAUCGAGAAUCGAGAGCAGGUCAGCUGGCCGAGCAGGACAAGAGAAUGCGACUCCUCGAAAAUUUGGUGAAGAGUGGCAAAACUCGGGUGGAUCGGGCGAACAAGGAGAAGGAAUCGCUCGAGAAGGAAUUCAAGAAGAGACUCGAUGAGUGCAUGCUUGAGCUGAAAUCCGCGAACGAGAAGCUGGCUCAGCUCCAGCCAGAGAGUGCUUCGCAGAGUGCGGAGCAACAGAAGAAUAAUCAAAUUCUCGGAGAAACAUGCGCCAAACUCGUCGAAGACCUCGAACAAACUCGGCAGAAGCUCAGAGAAUCCUCUCUGGAGUCGGAAAACCUCCGCUCCAUCCUGAAGCAUAAAGUUGGUGUCAUGGAGAAAAUACGGGAGGAUUUGACCGUAUUCCAGGGCCAAGGACGGAAGUAUGCCGCCGAGCGGCAAACCCUCCUCGAUACGAUCCAUUGCCUCGAAGAAGACAUCGAAAGGAAACGGAAAAGGGACAUCGAGUUGAGGAAUGCGAUGGGCUUGAUCGCCGAAAAAGUCAUCGAACGACUGCAAACGAGACAUCGAGUCUUGUGAUCGACCUUUCUCGGACCUUGUGCUCGGGAAAGAAGACAAUGAUUGU